AUGCCUCGCAAAUCUGAUUGCCAGAAGCUCCUAGAGGGGGUGGAAAUGACGCUCAUCGCAUCCCUUUGGAAGAUGAAGAUGGCUGAUCGUAAAUCUAAGGCUCUCCACUCGAACCCAUCAAAUCAACUCGUCUUCAACUGUCUAAUCACUGCUAUUAUCAGGAUCAAGAGGCUCCUCUCAAACGACCUUCUCCUCAUCAUUGUCAAUCUUGCUCCAGUGAACUUCCAACUGAGGAGAUCGGCCUUUGACCUUCAUGAAUACUUAAAAAAAAAGAAUCUGGAUCAAUCAAAAAGGCAAGUAUUGUUACUUGUCCAAUUGAUCGACCAGCUAUCUUCGGCCCGAUACACAGUCCCCAGGACCCCUCAGCCUCGGGUUGCUACCAUCUCUAGAACAUACAAAGUGCUGAUAGGCACGACUGAGGAUGUAUUCAUGAUAUAUGCACGGAUGUCGCGAAAAAGUUUUUUUUCGCUAGCAGACACAAUUAAUAACCAUCCAGUAUUUCAUAAUAACUCCAACAACCCUCAAGCACCAGUCAAAAUGCAGCUUAUAGUUGCUCUCUCCAAUCUUGGCUUGUAUGGGAAUGCGGGAUCCGUGGAAAACUACACUAAUCGCUGUAUGUUUGCGAUCAUUGAGACAUUGGAGAAAAAACAGGUGUACUGGCCAAACACUCAACAGCGUGCCAAUCUGACCGCAAAUCUAGCUGGGAAGACGGUGUUUGAUGGCUGCAUCGGCUUCGCCGAUGGGACAAUUUUCCCUUUGGCAUCGGCACCGACAAAGCACAAAGAAGAUUACUGGAUGCGCAAAAUGGUAUACACAGUUAACUCCUUGAUCGUCUGCAAUUGGCAGAGGAGAAUCAUCUACGCAGUCCAUGGAUGGUGUGGGAGUGCCCACGACCAACGAGUGUAUAAGAACUGCCAACUGUACCGGAAUCCGCGGGGCUUUUUUUCGGCUGGCGAAUACUUGCUUGCCGGCUCAGCUUACACCUCAACAGACACUAUCAUCCCUGCCUUCAAGAGAUCGCCUGGUCGGUCCCUACCUCCUGAAAAGCAACAGUUCAAUUAUGAGCUGAGCCAUAACCGAGUCGUGGUCGAGCAUACAAUUGGAAUGCUCAAAAAUCGGUGGCAAUCGUUGAAGUCGCUCUCAAUUGAGAUUCUUGGUAAGAAGACCGCCAAACAACUCAACGCAUGGAUUCGGACUUGUGUUGUAUUACACAACUAUCUCCUUGACCUCCGCGAAGUAGAGUGGGCGGAGCUGAACCAACCAGUUCAGAACUUUGACCCUGAAGAGGAUGAAGAGGAAGAUCCAGGCUUGAUUAUGUGCGAGGACGGUGCUCGCCAAGAUGCUCUAUUUCAGAGGUUUUGCCAGCUUCUUUAG
Puccinia graminis f. sp. tritici CRL 75-36-700-3 is the source of this 1374-nucleotide messenger RNA. RefSeq lists its product as uncharacterized. Bases 1 to 1374 code for a protein of 457 amino acids. The record is from RefSeq and is a predicted model, not a curated record. NCBI's taxonomy places the organism in Eukaryota, Fungi, Basidiomycota, Pucciniomycetes, Pucciniales, Pucciniaceae. The transcript is spliced from 4 exons.